AAGAAGAACGAGGAUGGCAAGCAGGAGAAGAGGGACGAGGAUGGCAAGCAGGAGAAGAGGGCCGAGGAUGGCAAGCAGGAGGAGAUGGACGGGGAAGGUAAGCAGGAGAAGAGGGACGAGGAUGGGAAGAGGGACGAGGAUGGCAAGCAGGAGAAGAGGGACGAGGAUGGCAAGCAGGAGAAGAGGGACGAGGAUGGCAAGCAGGAGAAGAGGGACGAGGAUGGCAAGCAGGAGAAGAGGGACGAGGAUGGCAAGCAGGAGAAGAGGGACGAGGAUGGCAAGCAGGAGAAGAGGGACGAGGAUGGCAAGCAGGAGAAGAGGGACGAGGAUGGCAAGCAGGAGAAGAGGGACGAGGAUGGCAAGCAGGAGAAGAGGGACGAGGAUGGCAAGCAGGAGAAGAGGGACGAGGAUGGCAAGCAGGAGAAGAGGGACGAGGAUGGCAAGCAGGAGAAGAGGGACGAGGAUGGCAAGCAGGAGAAGAGGGACGAGGAUGGCAAGCAGGAGAAGAGGGACGAGGAUGGCAAGCAGGAGAAGAGGGACGAGGAUGGCAAGCAGGAGAAGAGGGACGAGGAUGGCAAGCAGGAGAAGAGGGACGAGGAUGGCAAGCAGGAGAAGAGGGACGAGGAUGGCAAGCAGGAGAAGAGGGACGAGGAUGGCAAGCAGGAGAAGAGGGACGAGGAUGGCAAGCAGGAGAAGAGGGACGAGGAUGGCAAGCAGGAGAAGNCUAGGACUGGCCUGUAG
This is a messenger RNA of Hyalella azteca, 741 nucleotides long. Its product is annotated as high mobility group nucleosome-binding domain-containing protein 5-like. The record is from RefSeq and is a predicted model, not a curated record. The annotation marks the transcript as partial. The transcript is spliced from 2 exons. Lineage: Eukaryota; Metazoa; Arthropoda; Malacostraca; Amphipoda; Hyalellidae.